This is a messenger RNA of Cottoperca gobio, 867 nucleotides long. RefSeq names its product histone H2B-like. The transcript has a single exon. The coding region runs from base 39 to 413 and encodes 124 amino acids. Gene Ontology annotation, cellular component: nucleosome. Gene Ontology annotation, molecular function: DNA binding; protein heterodimerization activity; structural constituent of chromatin. The record is from RefSeq and is a predicted model, not a curated record. NCBI's taxonomy places the organism in Eukaryota, Metazoa, Chordata, Actinopteri, Perciformes, Bovichtidae.
CGUCUCAUCCGACUCAGGACAAAGAUCCACUGCUCAUCAUGCCGGACGCCCCCGUGAAAGCGCCCAAGAAGGGCUCAAAGAAAGCCGUCUCUAAGACCGCCACCAAGACUGGCAAGAAGAGGAGAAAGUCCAGGAAGGAGAGCUACGCCAUCUACGUGUACAAGGUGAUGAAGCAGGUCCACCCCGACACCGGCAUCUCCUCCAAGGCCAUGGGUAUAAUGAACUGCUUCGUGAGCGACAUCUUCGAGCGCAUCGCCGGUGAGGCCUCCCGUCUGGCUCACUACAACAAGCGCUCCACCAUCACUUCCAGGGAGAUCCAGACCGCUGUCCGCCUGCUGCUGCCCGGGGAGCUGGCGAAGCACGCCGUGUCUGAGGGCACCAAGGCCGUGACCAAGUACACCAGCUCCAAGUAAACUGCUGUGAAGUCAACUACUCAAAGGCUCUUUUAAGAGCCACCCACUACAUCUAGAGACUUGUCCUGUCAGUUAAACUAUUUAUUAUAGAAAAUGUAUAAAAUUCAAAUCCUGUCACUUCAAUAACUACACAUGUAGAACAGAAACUAUCAGUUGUAUUUUUAAUGUAACCUGCCGUUUUCGUGCUUUCCCAUCUGUAAAUACCACGUGUGCAACCAGGUUCUUGUCCUACGGCCAUACCACCCUGAACAUGUCUGAUCUCGAAAGCUAAGCAGGGUCGGGACGGGUCAGUACUUGUUUUGGAGAGCGCCUGGGAAUACCCGGUGCUGUAAACUUCAUUCUUUCAUCAGCAGUGGGCGCUGCUGCCUCUUCAGUGGCGACACAGCUGACAACAGUUUGCUAUUCAACAAAGACCUGCUGAAACACACAAGUAAAUAAAACUGCCUACACUCUA